Messenger RNA from Hyaloperonospora brassicae, 810 nucleotides. Lineage: Eukaryota; Oomycota; Peronosporomycetes; Peronosporales; Peronosporaceae. The record is from the annotation of a GenBank genome assembly.
AUGGUAGCGUGGAAGAUGCUCCCGGGCGGACGUGACGUGGAGGUGACGUUGGAUGGCACGGACGCGGCGUGGUGGACUGACAUGCAGCAGAACGGGUUCGGGGUCGCACCGGUGACGUUCGAAACGAGUGGAGAUGGACCGCAAGGGCCGCGCGCGACCGGAUCAAUGGGCGCUCUGGAAAACGCGACGAAACGACGUCGCUUGACGCUGCCUGAGUUCUACUACAUCAUGGCAAUGGACGCCGUUUUGUCAGCUGGUGAACAUGUGCUGCAAGACGUGUGGCAACGAUUCGAGCGUUCGAGCGCGACGUUCACACAGAUGUUUGUCACGUACCAGCACUUUCGUCGCCGUGGCUGGACUCCGCGGCCUGGUCUCAACUACGGCGCGCAUUACGUGCUGUAUCGUGGCUCGGCUGCGGCCUUUCACUCGGAAUAUGUCGUGUACGUGCAACGCGAUGGCGAAGCACUGUCGUGGAAUUCGAUGCAGUCGCUCACGAGGAUAGCAGCUGAUGUGAAGAAAACGGUGCUGCUGUGCACUGUGACGAGCGAUAAAGCUUCUGCUGAUGCGGUAAUGCCACAGUCGUCGAGCAGCCUUGUCGAUCCGCCAUCGGCUGCUAGCGACGCAUGUCUCACAUCCGGUACAUACAGCUUCCACGGCAUCCAGUACACAUUCGAGGCAGUAGCCAUUCGCUUUUGGGACGCAGCGACUGCAGGUGAGAGACAGUCGUACACCUUUGAGCCUCAACCGGUCCUGCAGAAGGGAGUCAAGUCUGCAAAGAGGAAAGGCUGUAUCAAGCACCCGAAGCGUUAG